Messenger RNA from Nomia melanderi (Alkali bee), 3072 nucleotides. RefSeq lists its product as uncharacterized. Gene Ontology annotation, biological process: cellular response to tumor necrosis factor. The record is from RefSeq and is a predicted model, not a curated record. Gene Ontology annotation, cellular component: cytosol. Gene Ontology annotation, molecular function: NF-kappaB binding. Lineage: Eukaryota; Metazoa; Arthropoda; Insecta; Hymenoptera; Halictidae.
GACUAAAACUUUUUGUUCUGUGAUGGUCGGCAGCAGUGUAUUUUCCUAGAUAGGGAUGUCCCGUUUCGCAAAUUACUUCGGUGAUUCCUAUUCUCUUUUCAAAAUUUUGUGGGUUAUAUUUUCUCUAAACGAGUCAUAAGUGUGGUACUUUAAAGCUUUUGAUUAUUUUAUGUGUACAGGUUAAUUUAAAUGUAAUUAAAACUUUGUAAUGUACAAAUUCACAUUGCAAUAUUUUCCUGCGUGCAGGUUACGUAUGUGAUGGCCUAACGAAUACUAAGAGUUAUUAAAUGGAAUCAGAGUCUCCACCUCCACCUAAAAGAUUUCGGAGAAUAACAAGAAAAGAUAUCAACAUACCCUUAAUAGAAUGUAAACGAGAAUUUAAGUUGCCUCAACAAUUUCCCAGUAGGGUAACAUAUCCAAAACGAUUAUGUAAUUUAACACAGCCAAAAGAUUUAAAUAAUCCAUCGAGUAAAGGCAUGUUUGUGACAAAUGAUGUAAAGAAGAUGCAGUUAAAAUCAAAGGAUGGAAAGAACCUUGGGGAAAUUAAGCUGAAAUUUUUGUCUCCAAAUUUAAUAGGCAAAACCAUUGAUUAUAACAAAUUGGAUUUGAGGAAUAAAAUAAAUAAGCCUGUUACCCUUUCCUUUAAAUGUUCAAAGAAAUUAGAUAAAUCAUCAAUAAUGCAAGAGACAUCUGUUUGCAUCAAGAAUGUACCCGACAAUGUUAAUAGUGACAAAUAUAAUUUGGAGAAUUCUGAAAGCAAAUUACUCAAAAGUCCAUGUACAAUUUCUAGAUUUUUGCAAAAUGACGACCUAGACAAUAAUGUAACUAGUAAAAAUAUGUUUCUAUCGAAUAUAAUUCAUUGUAAUAAAUUGUAUGAUACUCGUGUAACAAGUAAUGGAAGUCCAAAAAAUAAAAAUGUGGUACCAUUGAGUACAUCAAAUGAUAGUUUAAUUACAAAAACAAAGGAUAAUAUAGGUAAUAUAAAAGGAUCUAUGUUGCAAAAAAGUCCAAUAGAGGCAUCCAAAGCGAAAGUUAACACGUUAAAAAAGACUAUAAUGAAAAAUAACGUAUCAGAACCAUCAAUAUUGAAAGUCAGUACUUUAGAAACAUCUACAACAAAGGUUGAUGUAUUGAAGCAACCUAUAGUGAAAGGUACUAUGGCAAAGAAAGUUGCAAUUAAAAUUAAGGAAAUAGAUAAUAUCAUUAACAAAACAGACAGCAGUAAAGCAAAUUUUGCUUCUGUUAUAGAGAAUAAGUCUUCGAAGGAGAAUAGUGAAAAUAUCGAAAGACUAAACAUGUUAAGACUUGACAACAGUACAGAGUCUAAUGGAAAAGCUCAGACUGAAGCAAAAAGCUUUGAGAUGCAAAUUGUACAAGAUGCUACUGUUCAAAACAAGUCACAAAUUAGUUCAAUUUCUGAAGAUGUAUUUUAUAAUAAGGAAAUUCACAAUACAAACACUAUUUCUUGUUUAAAAGAUAGCUCCUGUAAUAUCAUGGAACCUAAGAAUAAAAAAUCAUGCUUUGAAAAUACUAACAAUAGUACAAAUAUUGAUAAUGAGGAAACUAUAAAUGAGGUGAAGCAACAAAAACUGUCACAACGUUUAGAUAUAAUUAAAGAAGCAUUGAUCAGUGUAACUGAUAAAGAACUUCGUGCUAAAGCUUUAAAAGCACUCGAGGAUUGUGGUAUAGGUAUAGCAAAACAUGUUCCAAUUAUUCCUCCUGAAAACUUGAGGACAGUACACGAUUCUCAGAUACAGACUGAUGUGUUUGGACUCCUUGAUUUAGAAAAUUUUGUGUUAGUGAAAGAAGACAUACCUACAUUGGAAAGAAUAAAACAAAUCGAGCACUCCACAACAACUCCUAUGACUGACUUAAACAUACCAACGCAGCCUAGUAUUAUGGAGCAUAAUAAUUUUGAUAAUGAAUAUUUUUCGUUAAAUACGAAUUCACAGUUGCAAACAAAUGAUCUACAUACUUUAGAUAUGUAUUUCACUCAGUGUCAAAUCGAAAAUGAUAAUAUAGUAAAUAAUGUGAAACGAACUUUAGAUAUACCAUACUCACUAAUUAGAAAAGUUCAUACACAGCUAACAGUUGACUACACAUCAGUACAUCAGUGGGACAAUAAUGGAAUGCUUAAUAUUCAUAGAGCAGUGUUAGACAAUGAUCUACAAGAAGUUAAAAGACUCCUAUUGGUAUUAAAAGCCUGUAAAAUAAGUAUUGAUGUAUUAACAGAAAAUGAAAUGACCUCCUUAGAAUUAGCAGUUCAGUCGGAAGCAUCUAACGAUAUAGUACAACUAUUACUAGAUGAAGGAGCUAAACCAGUUUUACCAGAAACUGCACAUGAAUCAGCAAUAAUUAUAGCUUGUAAAUCAUCCUCUUCUUUAUUGCCUAUUCUGUUACAAUAUGUUACAGAUCAUGAGUUACUAAAUAAAGUAGAUUCUAAUGGCAUGGCUCCUAUACAUUAUUGUGCAUUGAACGGCAACUUAAGUGGAAUUAAUGCAUUAUUAAAGACUGAUGUUGAUGUGAAUUUGAAAGACAAUCGUUCAGGAAGAACUGCAAUCUUUCAUGCUCUUGAGAAUAAUCAUGUUCCAGUUGCACGAAAAUUAUUGGCGCAUGGAGCUAUUACAAGUAUAAAAAAUUUUUCAGGACAAUCUGCAUUGACUUUAGUAGAAGAAACAAAAAAUUUUUCGCUGAAAGCAGCAUUGAAAUAAAUAACACUUUAAUUUUAUUUAUACUAUAAUUUUAUUGUUGGACAGUUAAGAUUAUUUAGGUAAUUGAAGAAUAUGAAUAAACACAUCACAGCAACUAGUCUCUAAUAUAUUAAAAUCAUUAUUAUAAGAGAAAGAUAUGUAAAUAAUGAAUUAAUCUAAUGAAAUAAUUUCAUAAAUAGAUUGAAAUAUUUUUAUUUGUAGAAGACUUAUAACAAAAAUUGUAUUAUUGUGAAUUGUCUAUAUCACAUAUAUUGUACAAUAUUUACAUUCAAGAGAAUCAUAAUCAACCAUUGUUGAAGUUAUUUUUAAUGAAUUAUAAACCUGUUAUAAUCGUACUUUAAAUAUUAUCUCAAACUUUUGU